GGAGUAAGCUCUGCUGAACUGUUUGACACCAAACAUGUCAUGAUUGGUCAACAAGCCAAGGACAAGUUCUCAAAAGUAGGUUUUGCAUAUUAUGCAAAUUUGCAAAAAACUUAAGUGGGUGGAGCAAGAACAAGUAUGACCAAGGUGGCUGACCAGCAUGACCCAGAAGGAUAAAGAUGUUCAACCAGCAAGACCAGCAAGAUAAGUAGAGCUUUAAUUUAGAAUGAUUCAGCUGUAACUGUUUCACCAAAUGACCACCAGAGCGCAGCAAGAGACCACAUAUAACCUGCUGAGACUCUAUCAAUCUAUCAUUAUGAGAGAGAGGUUCCAAUCAGAGCAUUUCUAUUUAUUACAGAGAGAAGAAAAGUCCGAUUUGGCUCAAAAUUGGUAGUCAUGAUCAAGUGGUCUGUAUAUAUAUGUAUGAAUUUGUGUGUUGAUAGGGUCAAAGGUUCCUGACUUCUGUCCAUUUAGGUUUGAAAAAAGCGAUAAAUUCGGUUUGGGGCCUACAAAAUCACUGUUGCUUUUUUGGCCGUAUUAGAGGCAAAAAUAUCAAAUUUGGCUCAAAAUUUGCAGUCAAGCUCAGCUCUUUGAGUCAAGCUCUUUGAAAAAAGCGAUAAUACAGGCUUACAGCCUACAAAAUCACUGUAUAUUUCGAGCCGUUGUAGAGGGAAAACAUGUCCGAUUUGGCUGACAAGAUCAGAUUAUCAGUCUAUAUAUGUGUGUAAAUUUGUGUAUUGAUAGGGUCAAAAGUGCCUGUCUUCUGUCCAUUUAGGUUUGAUAAAUAGAAUUAAUUGAAAACAGUUAAUUUGUCACUGUAGAGCCUACUGAAGACUUAUUUGGCUCAUUCUUGGCUGAUGUGCUUAAAAUGUUAUUGCUAAUGAGUGUUUUUGAUAUUUUUGACAUGCCGCAAACAUUGACAGAGUUGUGGCCAAAUAACUCUGAAAAGGCUUUCACGUACAUGUUUGACAUGUACAUGUUGGGGCCACAAAAAGUUAAAAUGGCAACAUUUUUUUGAUAAUUAUUUACCUACAUGGUCUCAAGAUUGCAUCAAGAUCAAAGUUGAUAUGAUUGGUUGAAUAUCCAGGGACUAGUUCGAAAAGUGUGAUUUUUACUCUACUGGCCACUGAUGCAAAACAAUACAUUUUUGGUAAAGACAUGUAAUUACAAAGUUGUAAAGGUUACAGCAAAGCAUACAACUAAAAAAGAAUCCUAUGCCUGGGCCACACGUACAUUUAGAUAUAACUGAUUUUCUGCUAUAGCGCCCCCUAGAGGCCAAUCAACACCAUAUUUUAAAGGAUGAUAGAAGGCCCUCAUAUACAUGUACAGUAUAAGUGUCGUCCUGAUUGGUGAUUGUUUAGCUUGUCAAAAGCUUGCUGGAAACUGAUUGGCUAAUAGCGACCACAAAAAUUUACAUAUCAAAUUUUCCUUCAGUAGACCAAUAGGACAUAGGCCACAGAUGAUACAUGUCAAACGAGAGCUUGAUAGCUUGUACGGUUCCUGAGAAACAGAUUUUUAGCUUUGGCUCCGCCCCCUGGGGGCGUACAUCUACAAAGAUUGACAGGCUACCUCAGAAUCAUGUUAGGAUCAAAGGUCUAAAGCAGCAUUAGUGUCAAUUUAAGCAUUCAAAAGUUACAGCUGUUAGAGUGAAUUUUGGUGUGCCACGGGAAGAUUAAUUUGCAUAUGGCGGCCAUAUUGUUUACAAAUUUCAAGAUUUUUAAAAUAAUUAUUGAGGUUGGGAUUGUGGUGAGUUAACAAAAAACCUUUUUGAUUUUCCAUUAACCAAGGCAUCAUAUAACUAAAGAUUUUUUGCUUUAGCUGUCAGGGCGUGGGAGUUACGAGGCCUAACGCAUUGACCUUCGUCAUAGCGCCCCCUUGAGGCCGAUCGGGCUCAUCUUUGAAUCUGAGUAGCGCUUCCAGUGAGACCAGAACAGAAUCAAGACCGUCUGAACAGUGGGCAGUCCUUAUAAAGGCACUAAACAGAUGUCAGUCUGAUUAUUGCAAGUGGCAAAAGGUGGCCUCCCUCUAGUGGAUGGAGUACCACCAGCACCCCCUCACACUAUGGAUAAAGGAAUGAAAAUGUUCUCCUGAAGUUCAUCACCAACAACCAGGAUAUUUAAAUAAGAGCAGUGUUAAACUGCUGAAAGAGGUGAAGCAGAAGCCAUCAGGAAGAAUCUCCAGAACACUCAGAAAUUGUUUGCUACAUUUAACAGACAAAUGAAGCCAAGUUCCAACAUGGAGAAACAUCAGCACUCUGUCAAGAGUUUUACUAAACAGAGUAAUCUCAAAAAACACCAGCACAUUCACACAGGAGAGAAACCGUAUUACUGCUCAGACUGUGGGAAGAGUUUUACUAAACAAAGUACUCUCAAAAUACACCAGCGCAUUCACACAGGAGAGAAACCGUAUCACUGCUCAGACUGUGGGAGGAGUUUUACUAAACAAAGUACUCUCAAAAUACACCGGCGCAUUCACACAGGAGAAAAACCGCAUCACUGUUCAGACUGUGGGAAGAGUUUUACUACACAGAGUAAACUCAAAAAUCACCAGCGCAUUCACACAGGAGAAAAACCGCAUCACUGUUCAGACUGUGGGAAGAGUUUUACUACACAGAGUAAUCUCAAAAACCACCAGCGCAUUCACACAGGAGAGAAACCAUAUUACUGCUCGGACUGUGGGAAGAAUUUUACUACACUGCGUGAACUCAAAAUACACCAGAGCAUUCACACAGGAGAGAAACUGUAUCACUGCUCGGACUGUGGAAAGGGUUUUAAUCGACAGAGUGAUCUCAAAAUACACCAGCAUGUUCACACAGGAGAGAAACCGUACCACUGCUCAGACUGUGGGAAGAGUUUUACUACACAGAGUUAUUUCAAAAAGCACCAGCAAAUUCACACAGGAGAAAAACCGUAUCAAUGCUCAGACUGUGGGAAGAGUUUUAUUAUAAAGAGUCAUCUCAAAAUACACCAGCGCAUUCACACCGGAGAGAAACCGUAUCACUGCUCAGACUGUGGGAAGAGUUUUACUAUAAAGGGUAAUCUCAAAAAACACCAACGCAAUCACACAGGAGAGAAACUGUAUCACUGCUCAGACUGUGGCAAGUCUUUUACUACACUGGGUGAUCUCAAAUAUCACCAACGCAUUCACCCAGGAGAGAAACCGUAUUACUGCUCAGACUGUGGGAAGAGUUUUACUCAACAGAGUAAACUAGAAAAACACCAGUGGGUCACUGCUGUUCCCCGGCGCCUUGCACCGAAGCCCAGUAUCCGCGGUUCGGAGAUGCUUGAAGCUGCGAGGCUUCUAAACAAGACUGAGGCAGGAGGGUCAGUAGUUGUAGCCCUGCCACCUGAUAAUUUACACGUGUUUGUAUGCUGGUGAAUUAGAAAAAGAUAAGUGAAUCAGCAGUAGAGAGCGCUGAUCUUCCCAAAAACUGAAUCACAAAAUGUCACUUUGCUAUUGAUAUUUCCAUUUUGUGUUUUCAUUUUAAAUCUGUCAGACGCUCUGAGACCGAUGCCAUUGCAAGACUACGAGAGAUCCAACAUGGCGGCGUCACGCUGCUGAAAGAAAACUAAUAAAAAUACCUCCUCUAUUUAACCCUUGAUAACCCUGGAUAACACCAGCUUUCUAACACAAAAUUUGUUGGUAGUCUUUAGACUUCAUAAUGCCAUGCAAGCAGUCCAGGGCCAGAGGCAGCAAAGCAACCCCAAAACAUCAGGGAACCUCCGCCAUGUUUGACUGAAGGGACCGUGUUCUUUUCUUUGAAGGCCUUGUUUUUUCCCUGUAAGCUUUAAGUUGAUGCCUUUUCCCAAAAAGCUCUAGUUUUGUCUCAUCUGACCAGAGAACAUUCUUCCAAAACGUUUUGGCUUUCUCAGGUACGUUUUGGCAAACUCCAGCCUGCCUUUUUUUAUGUCUCUGGGUCAGAAGUGGGGUCUUCCUGGGUAUCCUACCAUGGAGUCCCUUUCAUUCAGACACCAACAGAUAGUACGGGUUGACACUGUUGUACCCUCGGACUGCAGGGCAGCUUGAACUUGUUUGGAUGUUAGUCGAGGUUCUUUAUCCACCAUCCACACAAUCUUUCGUUGAAAUCUCUCGUCAAUUUUUCUUUUCGCCACAGUGCCAUGGGCUUUAAACUUCUUGAUGACACUGCGCAUGGUAGACACAGGAACAUUCAGGUCUUUGGAGAUGGACUUGUAGCCUUGAGAUUGCCUAUGCUUCCUCACAAUUUUGCUGCUCAAGUCCUCAGGCAGUUCUUUGGUCUUCUUUCUUUUCUCUAUGCUCAAUGUGGUACAGACAAAGAAAGAGGUUGAGUCAACUUUAAAAAUUAAUGGCUGCAAGUCUGAUUUAGUUAUUGUCACCACCUGUUAUGUGCCAUGAUUAAGUAGGAGGUGCUGUUAAUUACACAAAUUAGAGAAGCAUCACAUGAUUUUUCAAUACUUUUGUCCACCCCCUUUUUUAUGUUUGGUGUGGAAUUAUAUCCAAUUUGGCUUUUUGACAACAUAAUUUAGUAAUCUGUCCCCUAACUUAAAUGUAAUGUGUCUUUUUUUUAAUAAACUAUCUGUGCACUUUCAUAGCUCUCAGUGCCUCAUUUUAAAUUUUUAGGGCUCUCAUAAUUCUACUAAUGAAGUGUGGCGCUACUCUAAGCUUGAUAAAGGUGUAAAAAUAUCCAUUUCUUUGCAUGGGUAAAGCUAUGGUCCAUAUCCAUGAAUCCAUGAAUUGCAUUCAUUAGGGCCUGAUUAGUUCAGUAGAGAGAGGUUUUUAAAUGUAUAGGAAAACCACAAUCAUUAUUGAUAUGAUAAAUUACAAUUUCCUUGAUAGAUAUAAGGUGAUUUUAAUUUUGUUAAAUCGCGCUUUUAAAGUGGACAAGAAACAUUUCAGUUUGUACAAGUUGUUUAAGGGAUUAAAUGUAAUAGAAUUUAUUUGGGGGGAUUUUAAUACAAAAUGUUUACACACUAAAUUAUAAUAUUUUUAUGUUUGUUACCACUCUAAACGUUUGCGCUAGUGCACCGCCAUUUUGCCCGUGCAGCACUAGUGACAUCACAAGGUUGGUUGGUUGAAGAGCCCAAGUACAUAGCUUUCAGUCACGGUUAAGGAAAAAAGCUUGUUGUUUGUUGAGAUUAUGGAUGAAGACGAAGCUGAACAGGGUUUUGAUCUGGUUCUUACGGUGGCCCUGAAGUGCAAAACAAAUUAACAUGUCAGAAAACACAUUUACAAAUAUUAAAACAAAUUUACAAAUGUUAAAACACUUUUACAAACAUUAAAACACUUUUACAAACAUUAAAACACUUUUACAAAUAUUAAAACACUUUUACAAACAUUAAAACACUUUUACAAACGCUGAAACACUUUUACAAACUGCGAUUUCUUACGGAAAGGGAGGGGCUAACACACAGGAAGUGCUUGCUGCGGACCCAAGCUGCUUCGCGGUGAAAGAGAGUGGAGUGGAGCUAAAUACGCGAAAAUAUGUUCUGUCCGUUUUGUGGCAAGCAUUUUAGCCAACUGGCACGCUUCUGUUUUUCAUGUGGAAGAACGCUGGACUUUUUAAAAGAGCAGACGGAAGAAGAGAUAAUGGAUUUGUGUGUAGGGUAUUUCAAUGCAGGCCACUCUUAUGGUGUUAUUGUUGACAUGAUGUUCACUUUACAUGGCGUUAGCCUUAGCUUGCUGAGCCUUAAAACUAAGCUUAAAGAGGCUGGACUGUUCCAUAGAAAGCAGUAUUCCUCUACGAACGCAGUCAGAAAUGCUAUUAGGUUGGAGCUUCGUGGACCUGGACAGCUCUUUGGAUACCGAAAGAUGUGGCAAGUUCUCAAGCAAAAGUACAGGUUGCGAGUGAAGAGAGAUGUUGUUAUGUUACUACUCCAGGAGCUCAAUCCUCGAGGAUGCGAGAUGAGCGCACGCCGAAGAUUCGUAAGAAGAACCUAUCACUCGAUGGGGCCGAAUUAUCUAUGGCAUGCUGAUGGUUACGACAAACUUAAGCCGUUCGGCUUGGCCCUGUCGGGGUGCAUAGAUGGGUUUUCGCGGAAAAUAUUGUGGCUUGUAUGUGGGCCGACAAAUAACGACCCAUCAGUCAUUGCUCACAAUUUCCUCUCUUGUGUACGAAACCUCGGUGUUGUACCUAUGAGAUUGAGGACUGAUUGUGGCACAGAGAACGGCACUAUGGCCGCAAUUCAGUGUACCCUACGCCAACAGCACACAGACUACUUCUCAGGAGCGUCUAGCCACAUGUACGGCUCAUCCACAAACAAUCAACGCAUUGAGUCGUGGUGGUCCAUAUUUAGAAAAGGAAGGUCUCAGUUCUGGAUGGAGUUAUUUGCUGACCUCAGAGAUGCAGGGCAUUUCAAUGGAAGUCAUGAGCAUCAAUGCUUGGUGAGGUUUUGCUUCACUGAAGUCCUGCAGAAGGACCUGGAUGAAUGUGUUACUCUGUGGAACAGUCACAGGAUUCGCACAUCGAGAACAGCAUCAUGUCCUGGGGGAGUGCCCAAUGAACUGUACUACUUACCACACAGGUUUGGCUCCAGGGACUGUGGGUUUGGAAUUCAACAGACAGAAUUGGAUGUCUUCCCUGAGGCAAGACUGUCAAUCAGUCCAUGUGGUGACCCAGACAUCCAGGAGUACUUGGACUUUGUUAUGGAGCACAUUCAGCUGCAGAUGCCAAAUAACUGGGAGGCAGCAUCAGAACUGUAUCUACAGCUUAAAGACAUUGCACAGCUAUAACUGUUCUGAUCACAGAUAUUAACUGUAACUUUUGGAGUUCAGCUGGAAAAGAUCUGACCCAAAUAAUGAGAAAUAUUGUAAAAUCAUAAAAAUAUAUAUUUUUUUUGCAAAUAUGAACAAAAAUGCUUCAAGAAUUGUAUAUCUGAAUCUACAAUAAACCUGAAUUCAUUUAAGGAAA
Molecule: messenger RNA, 6883 nt
Organism: Astyanax mexicanus (Mexican tetra)
Lineage: Eukaryota; Metazoa; Chordata; Actinopteri; Characiformes; Acestrorhamphidae
Product: zinc finger protein 239
Exons: 5
Coding region: 5458-6705 (415 amino acids)
Biological process (GO): regulation of transcription by RNA polymerase II
Cellular component (GO): nucleus
Molecular function (GO): RNA polymerase II cis-regulatory region sequence-specific DNA binding; DNA-binding transcription activator activity, RNA polymerase II-specific
Source: RefSeq, a predicted model, not a curated record